Molecule: messenger RNA, 1158 nt
Organism: Naegleria lovaniensis
Lineage: Eukaryota; Heterolobosea; Eutetramitea; Acrasida; Naegleriidae
Exons: 2
Coding region: 1-1158 (385 amino acids)
Biological process (GO): lipoprotein metabolic process; lipid transport
Cellular component (GO): membrane; extracellular region
Molecular function (GO): lipid binding
Source: RefSeq, a predicted model, not a curated record
AUGCACACUCCACAACAACAAUUUCAACAAUAUAACAUGCAAUCCAAUACUCAGCCACAAGUAUUUGCUUCUCAACAACCAACAACGGCAAACAUGAUGAUGGAGGUAAACAAUCCCAAUGCUUCCUUGUUGAACAAUCCAAGUCAAAUGAGCAAUCCCAAUCAGCAACAAGUUUCCUAUCCUAACGUUGCUACAGCUGGAGUUUGUUACAAUCCUUACGAUACUUAUUUUGAUCAUCAGGUCCAAUCAACCACAACAAUCAACAAGUUAUUCCAAAUUGAAUCAGGUCUUACCCCACUUCCACCCAAGAAGGUGUCUCAAAUUCAACCACAACAACCACCAGUCUCAACUUUUACGACCACUACCACUACGGUUACUUCUCAACAACAUGAUCUUUUAGCAGCCAUUCAAAUUCCUCCACCCAGCUUGGAACAAGCCAAUCACCUCGCUCAACUGGAACAAGAUGCUAAAAAGUGGUUGCAACAUCGUCUUCAAGUCAUUGAAAUGCUACAAGCUCUUGUCAAUGAUUUGAAUAAAGUUGCAACCAAAACCACAAAAACAAAAAUUGGUGGAACUGCCUCGAACAUCAUUGGUGCUGGUUUAUUGGUAGGAGGUGUAAUUGCAGCUCCUUUCACGUUGGGUGGUUCCUUGCUUGCAUCUACUGCUGGAUUAGGUCUAGUAGGUGCUGGAACAGCUGUUACUGUCGGUUCAUCCAUUGUCGAAUGGAAACAUGCCAAGAAAAUGGCCAAGCUCACUCAAAUCGAAUUGGAGAAGGACACCAAAGAAAUGAACGAAAUGCUUCGCAAGAUCUUUGAAUAUCGAUCCAUUGAUACUUAUAUGGAGUAUCGUGUAUUGAACUUUGAAAAUUCCAAAGUGACAGUCAUGCAAUUCGUGAACGCAUUGGUAGGAAAUGGAGCAGGAAAUGCUGUGGGAUGUAUUGGUAGUGGUAAAUUGACUCAUGGAAGUGCAGGAGCCACUAGCUUGGCAAGCUUGCUUAUUAAGGGAGCUAUUCCAAUUGUGAGUAUUCCUGUGGAUAUUGCUCUAUUGGUUCAAGAAUCCAAACGAUUGCAUGGAAAGGAACCUUCCAAGCUUGCAAGUAAAAUUGUACCAGUCAUUGACAGCCUGAAAUUGCAGACACAACUCGCCACUGGACAAUAA